UUGGGUCAGUUUUCCAACUGCUGUUGCCGUCGCAGUCGCUCCGUCGUUCAUUUUUAUUUUAGUUUUUCCUAUGUUUUAGUGCUCAAAACUAACUUACAAUCGUGUUAAGGACUAUAACAAACGCGAAAAACUGUAUAUAUUGUUGUAAUAGUGUUGUGAUAUUGAAAGAAAUACUGUUUGAAGGAACAUAACCUAUAUCAUCAUCAACAUUGGACAUUGACUUUUUAAAUUGAACUUUGCAGAAGUGUAUUUAAUCCCAGAACUAGUUAAGAGUGUUAAAAAAGGACAUUACGGACUUUAACAGUGACUGAGUUUUAAUAUUUUAACGGAUAACAUUUAUGGUGAAAAGUUACGGAGCUGGUUUAAAUAAUUCUUGAACGACCUACUUUUCAAGUACUGUUAGAAACGCGACUGGAAAAAUAGUCGCAAUUUAAAUUUCCCGUAUUCUUAAAGUGAUAUUGCUGAAGAAACGCACUAGAAAUAAUGUCAGUCAUAUUUUAAUUGUGUUUACAAAGUCGAAAGUGCGCAUUUGAAAAGGGAAAAUGCGCUGUCAUAAGAAAACCAAAGAAAGUGGCUUUUUUGAAGGUGAUUCAACGGAAACCGAAAUAAUGACCAAAGCUUUGAAAAGGACUAAAGUUUUUACAACUUCGGGAGACGGCAAAAGGAUAAUUGAAUAUUCGCCAAAUGAAGUUGAAUCGCAGUUUAGAGACUCUGACAAGAAAGUCAACCUCUCUGGAGUUGGGAGGGUUGAUAUGUCCCAUUUUGAUUUGCUCAAAGUUCUGGGAACCGGAGCUUAUGGUAAAGUGUUCCUGGUACGAAAACGCGGUGGUUCUGACGACGGGCGCCUUUACGCUAUGAAGGUACUGAAAAAAGCGACCAUUGUGCAAAAGAAAAAGACGACGGAACAUACAAAGACUGAGAGACAAGUGUUGGAAGCCGUCCGAGAUAAUCCCUUCUUGGUUACUUUACAUUACGCUUUCCAAACCGAUGCCAAAUUACACCUAAUUUUAGAUUACGUAGCAGGCGGCGAAUUAUUCACGCAUCUGUAUCAAAGGGAACAUUUCACCGAAGACGAGGUCCGGAUAUACAUAGGAGAAAUUAUAUUGGCCCUGGAGAAACUGCAUGCGCUAGGAAUUAUCUACAGGGACAUCAAACUAGAAAACAUCUUGGUAGAUGAAAAUGGUCACAUAGUUCUUACGGAUUUCGGGCUAUCGAAGGAACUGUCACGGAGCGAUGGUGAAGAACGAGCUUAUUCAUUUUGCGGUACCAUAGAAUACAUGGCCCCGGAAGUGGUUAGAGGAGGAACUCAGGGACACGAUAUCGCCGUGGAUUGGUGGUCGGUUGGCGUUCUGACUUACGAAUUAUUAACUGGUGCUUCCCCGUUCACCGUUGAAGGUGAAAGAAAUACUCAGCAGGAAAUAUCCAGGAGAAUUUUAAGGACUACUCCUCCAAUUCCAGAAUCAAUAGGGAGAGAUGUAGCUGACUUCAUUAGGAGACUUUUAAUAAAGGAUCCCAGAAAACGAUUAGGAGGUGGCGAAGGUGAUGCAAAAGAACUCAAGAGACACUCGUUUUUCAAAUCUUUGGACUGGGAAAAACUGGCCAGGAAGGAAAUUCCAGCUCCAUUCAAACCCAUUAUUAGGAACGAAUUGGAUGUUUCAAACUUUAGUGAAGAAUUUACGGGUAUGCCUCCAACGGAUUCUCCAGCAAUAGUACCACCAAACUACGACAAAAUAUUCAAAGGAUAUUCCUACGUAGCACCCUCAGUGAUUUUUUCCAAGAAUGCUAUUUCUGACAACAUACUGAAUCCAAAGCUACACCACGAUCACUCCAACCUGCUCAGGUCACAGUUGAGCGACUCGCCUUUCUUUAAACAGUACGCGAUGGAUCUUUCGGAGCAUAUUUUGGGCGAUGGCACCUUUUCAGUGUGCAGAAGAUGCGUACAUAAAGACACUGGCAGAGAGUACGCUGUCAAAAUUGUAAAUCGAUCAAGAGAUUGUACUCAAGAAAUCAACCUGCUUAGGGCUUGCCAAGGUCACCCAAAUGUCGUUACCCUUCACGAAUGCUUACACGACAACCACUUUACAUAUUUAAUCAUGGAACAUCUGAAAGGUGGAGAACUAUUUGACAGAAUCAGACAGAAAACUAGAUUCUUGGAAAGCGAAGCUUCAGCUAUCCUUCGUAAGUUAGUUUCGGCAGUAAGCUUCAUGCACGCAAGAGGCGUUGUGCAUCGUGACUUGAAGCCGGAGAAUUUAGUUUUUACUUCAGAUGACGAAGAUGCAGAGAUUAAAAUCAUUGACUUCGGAUUUGCUAGAUUAAAGAGAGAGAAAGAGUCUUUACACACCCCGUGUUUUACGUUACACUAUGCAGCACCGGAGGUUCUCAAAGGAGAUCCGGAAGGUUACGACGAAAACUGUGAUUUGUGGAGUUUAGGGGUCGUCUUGUAUACCAUGCUUUGUGGAAAAGCCCCGUUCCAUGCCCGUUCAAGGGAAGAAAGUGUUACAUCUAUAAUGGAAAGAAUUAAGUGUGGCGACUUUAAUUUCAACUCGCCAGCGUGGGAAGACGUAUCCGAUGAUGCCAAGAAAGUAGUCGAGGGUCUUCUUACAGUUACUCCCACCCAAAGACUUCAAAUGCUCGAUUUACACAACAACGAUUGGGUACAGGGACAUCAGCGACUACCUCAAACCGCUCUGAUGACUCCAGACGUACUUUCUUCCGGGGGUAGCGCUGAAAGAUCCGUACAAACCACAUUCAACGCCUUCCACAAAGCGGAGCGCGAAGGAUUUCGGUUACAAGAUGUCCUCAGCGCCAAACUGGCCCAAAGGAGACGCAAGAAGAAAAGCUCGUCCGACAACAACAGCAGCUCGAGUUCCUUCACCAGCGACGGUUCGUUAAAGAGCAGCAAAUUGUCCUUAGAACUGAAGAAGACUGAGAAACCAUCCAUCACUAAAGAACGCGAAGACGACGUCCAGAGAUUAGAGCGGGAAUCGCGCGUUUCCGAAUUUAGCAAAUGCGAGAGUGAUGUUACGCGCGAAUCUACCAGAUCUAGCGGUAUCGUAAUGUCCGACAAAAAUUCGGUGGAGUCUUGCAAAGCGGAGAAGCGUCGGCGCGAACGAAAAGUGUACGUACAAACUAGACAGAGUGAACGAAUUUUGAGGCAAAGACUAGAAAUAGACAGUGACCCCCUUACGUUUAUUUCGUUGCCUCACAAAACGAGAAAAAGAAAAAUGGAAGAGCCCUUAUGCGAUGAAUGUGAUACUCCUACGAAAAUGAGCAGAAAGACUACGCCUUUGAAAGCAAAACGAAAGAUAGCCCGAUAGAUAUUUUUACCAGUUAAUUUUUGUAUUUUAAUUUAUUUAUUUUCUCUCAUCUGAUACGUUUCUGCUAAUACGAUGACAUUAGUUUUAUAAGUGGACACGAUUAAAGACUGUUUUCAAAAAUGGCAUUCUGUCAAAAAUUACCAUAUAAUCAGAUGGAAUUAUUGGGCGGGUUUUGGAAUAGUAUUUUCAAUUUGAUUGCCCGAUUGUUCAGUAAAAUCUAUAUGACAUUGAGUUUUUAGUAGAAGCUGAUGUUAAUAUCAUUUUAUUUGUUUUGAAAACGUAUGAGUUUUUAAUUUGAACGAAUUAAAUAAAUUAUUUUAUGUGUCUUUGGUAUGUAUCAAAAAGGAAUUUUGUCACAACAAAUAGUUUUUUUAAAUCCAUCUGAUUAUAGUCCAUAUUCAAUACUUUUUAUGUGAACAAAAUAUAUACCUACCCGUAUAUAUACAUCUUUAUACACUAUUUUAAAAGAAUGAUGACAUUACUUUUGCUUAAUUAUUUUAUUUCGAGAUAUAAAUACUUUAAUUUUAUGUAAAUCACCCGUCUUUUUCUUGGCUUCUUAAAAAACUACUGCCAGUAUCAUGGAUAACAGCGUUUAUCCACCAUACCUAAUCAAAAAUACAAAUAAAAAAUGUGAUAAUGUAAUUAAAAAGGAAAUGUUUGAUGUAAGUAUCACACGUUUUACUUUCUUUUUUAUUGUAUAUUUUAUAAGAAUCUAAUUGAAGUGCACUUCAUAAAUUUAUAUAGGUAAUUCAUAUAUAUUAUAUACCCUUACCAAAAAUGUUGUACAUAAAAACAUAAACUAUAUAUAUUAGUCAGAGAUUGUAUAAACUAUUUUUGUUCUACAUUUAAAAACAAUCUAUUGAUGUUGAAAGUUGAUAUUGAGGGCGGUUGCAAUAAUUCAUUGAAAAAAUAAGUGUGGAGUUUAAAGUUAAUACAGGAACAAUCAGUAUUAUCGAGAAACAUACGUAAUGUUUAAAGUUGUGUCAAUAGUUUUUGUUUGUUUUAAUUUUAAAUUGUCAGUGUGGUUUAAUAAAGAAAGCAGUAUUUUUGAAAUGUUUGUAGAAUAUGUAACGUAUGUUGUGAGAUGUUUUUUAUAAAUAAAUUUCAGUCUUGAAAAAGAAAUACUGUAACUUGAGAGCAAUUUUGACUAUAUACUGUAUUGAAGGAUCUCAAUGAUUGCUCAUGGCUCUUUUAGAUAUGAAAAAGCAACCGCGCCUCACGAGAAAUGUUAAUAAAUUUGUUUUGUAAGUUUGGAAAGCGUGUUCGAUAUCAAAAUAAUGUCAAAACACGCCAUAAAUCUCCUAACUCGUCGUCUUUCAUAGUCAAUUUUGUAAAAAUAUAUUUUAGGUAACUUUUUUAGAUAAUUUUUUUCCUCUGAUAGUUUUAGUUGGUAUAUUGUUUUUGCACUCAGGAAAAAGAUAAAAGUAACCGUUUUGUCACUUAUUGUUUAGUAUUUAAUUUUAUAUUACCAAGGAAGUAUGUUAAGUUUGUAAUGUCGAAGUAGCUUGUUCAAUAUUAUUGAAUAAUGGGAUUAUUUAUUUUAAUUAGAAGAGAAAUGUUUGUUAUAGAUAAAGAGAAUAGACCAAAAAAUGGAUUGCAGUGCCUUGUUAUUUUUGUUAUGAAUCUGUCGGCGGCCCGAUUCUAAUAAAAUGUAUUAAAAGGUUUGGCCCUGUGUUAAUGAAAUAAAUUUCUUUAUCCUUG
Molecule: messenger RNA, 5018 nt
Organism: Sitophilus oryzae (rice weevil)
Lineage: Eukaryota; Metazoa; Arthropoda; Insecta; Coleoptera; Curculionidae
Product: ribosomal protein S6 kinase alpha-5-like
Exons: 9
Coding region: 543-3317 (924 amino acids)
Biological process (GO): protein phosphorylation; regulation of DNA-templated transcription
Molecular function (GO): protein serine/threonine kinase activity; ATP binding
Source: RefSeq, a predicted model, not a curated record